Adineta ricciae is the source of this 9630-nucleotide messenger RNA. NCBI's taxonomy places the organism in Eukaryota, Metazoa, Rotifera, Eurotatoria, Adinetida, Adinetidae. The record is from the annotation of a GenBank genome assembly.
AUGGCACAACCGAGCACUAACAAGAUUCAGGCAGCUCUCUUAGCUAAAUUAGAAGAAUCACGUCAACAGUAUCCUGGCGAUGAUUCACAAGCAAUUUAUAUUUUACCUGAUGUUUAUAAUAAUGAUGAUGGACGAAUUGAACAAUGUUUACAAGAAGAAAAGAAAACUCACGCAGGCGAACGCACCGUACUUAUUCCCUAUUUUUUGGAGAAUUUCUAUUGGACGGCACUUUUGAUCGAGUUUCAAUCGAACGGACAGAUCGAACGAGCCGAAUUCAUCGAUCCAAAGAAUGAGAUUGAUCACGUAGCACAUCGAUUACAAACGGAAUUUACUAAAGUUUAUCCAGAUAAAAUUUUACAAAUAAAAACUUCGCCAACAACAAACAGCAAUUCGACGUCAAUUGUGGAUGUUUUACUUAUAGCUGCAAAUAUUCGGCUUCCAAUAGACAUAAAUCAUCAAAAAGAAGGUAAUGAAUAUGAACUUGCAGAAUUGAAAGAAAAAUUAGAAAAGGAUUUGAAAAGUUACAGUUUGCAGAAUGUUGAUGAACUACAGACUGAAAUAGAAGAUACAAAAGCACGAAUAGAGAAAUUUCGAGGAAAGCGUAGAAACACAGAUGCUCAGAAUGAAGUCGAAUUUUUAAGUAAACUUCAAAAACUGCAACAACUAGCAGAUCAGAUAGAUAGAUGGGUCUCGAAUACUUCCAUAUCUUCCGAGAAUCACACAUUGAAGCUUCAGAAAUUGCAAGAAAACUUAAAUCGUGGUUUGAUCAAGUUCAAUCUUCAGAAUGCAAGCGAAUUGCCAGAAGAAAUACGCGACACCGAAGAACGAAUUCGGCAGUUUCAGAAACGAAAUCGAAAAGAAGAUGUGCAGAAAGAACUGAUCAUGUUACAUGAAUUGCAAGAGCUACAAAAGUUUUCCGAAGAAAUGCGUAGUCUAACAUUUGUUUCCUCUGUAUCAACUAUUCAACCCUCUCAACCAGUAGUUUCAUCGAUUACUGAAAACACGAUAAUACAUAAGGAACAAACGAGAAGUUUAUAUUCUGAAGAUCUACGCCGCGACACAUCUAUAAUGCCAUUUUGUGCAGAAAAACUCAUCAUGGAGCUUUUAAUCUAUUACGAGGAAAGAUUAUCAGAAAAUUGUGCGUCUGUACAAGAGGAAAAUUUAGAAACUUCUCCGCGACAAACCCUACGGGAUCAAAUUAAGAAAGAAGAAUUACUUACAGUAGAAAUCCAAACUAUUCUUCAAAAUAUCGAGAUCCACCAAUCGAGCAACAACCCUCAAUUAGUCAUUCACCACUUGAACAUACUUUUAAAGAAAAUUCGACCAUUAAAUGUUCGAGAAAUCCGAAGACUUGUCAGCGAAGCAGAAAAGACGGCCGAAUUAAUUAAAGAUCAGGAUAUUGUUUUAUUGAUAGGCGAUACCGGCUCAGGAAAAUCGACCACGAUUCAAUUCCUUGCUGGUUGUAAGAUGAUACAGACUAAAGCUGAAGUCGCCCCUGGCAAAUUUCUUGACCAUAUUACUAUGGAUGGAGUUCCGACAAAUCCCCAACUGAAGAAGAUUCGAAGUAGUGCAUCACAUAAAUCCGAAACGCGUUAUAUCGCACCUGUUACAGUACAGUUGAAAGAUGUUUUGGGUCCACAUGAGACUGGAGUGAUUACUCUAUGCGAUGCGCCAGGUUUUGGCGAUACAGCCGGCCCAGAAGUUGAUAUCGCAAAUUUUCUCGGAGUUGUCGAAGCUCUGAAAGGCGCGAAAAGUGUUAAAUUACUUGUUGUAACAAGCUAUAAAGGUUUAGGUGAUCGUGGACAAGGUAUUCAGAAACUAGCACGUAUUUUAAUCAAUAUGAUACUUCAAAUAGAAGAUAAACUUCGUAGUAUAUGCUAUGUCUUUACAAAAUAUCCUGAAAUAAACAUCAAUACAUUGUUAACAGAUAUUAAAAAAUGUACUGUAGACACCGAAAAUUCAAGUGUCCGAUCCGAUAGUGCCUUUGCAGCUGUUUUAACAGAUAUGAUAGAAAAAACUGAAAAACAUGCUUUUAAUAUUCACCCUGUUCAUGACAAUCCAAAAGAAUUAUUAAGAAAAUUAAUACAUAUGAAAGGUAUUCAAUAUCCCGAAGAAGUUUUUUGCUUCUCUAUGAGUGAAGAAACACGAACUAAUAUUGACAAACAUGUACAGAGAGAUCGACUUGGUGUAAAUUAUGCAAUAAAACACAAAGAUAUUCAGCUUCUAUUGUACUAUCUAAACGAUUUAAAGAUGUUAAAAGAUUUAAUCAAGAAAUAUGAUGCUCCAGAAACUUAUGACCAAUCGGUACGUUUGAUCAGUGAAACGAUUAGUCACUAUUGCACAGAAGAAAAAGAGAAAUUUCGUCGUAUUUUGAUUAGUCGUGAUGGCUUAAGAGAAGAUGACAUUCGAGAGUAUCACAUUUGUAUUGAAUACCUUAGAGAAAUUCAAAUCCUAAAAGAACAUUUAGGAUCAUCAUUAUUAUCACCAGAAGUCUUAAUGCAAUUCAUAAGUGUUCACCUUGAAGAAAGAAGACAUCUUUUAGAAAAUGAAGAUUUAGACAGUUCAUUAAUUGAAAUCUAUUUGAAUAAUUUUCGUUUGUUGAAAACUUUAUUUGACGAACUCGAAAUUGAUUAUCAUAAUCGAUGUAAAGAAUUCGAAAAACGCUUUGAUGAACUUGUCGAAUCUGCACGUGAGCCUAUUCUAUCAAAUGAUUUCAAACGCGUUGUAGAACUCUUUACUAAAAUCUCGAAAGCUGUUCAAAGUCUUAAAAAUCAUUUAAAUCAACGAAUCGUCGAAACAUAUCAUCAAAUUGUUGAAUUGUUUUUGCGUCAUCUGAACAAUUUUUCAACUCAAACAGAUCUAAUUUUAGUUAAAAUUCGAUUAACUCAGGAGGAUGUUGACGUUCUUAGCACAUUUAUGGAAAUCUUGAGAUCAGCGAAAGAAAGUUAUGCACUUCGAGAAUUUGUUUCGAUAUAUCUAACAUCGUUUGAAAGAGACAGUAAUGAUUUAAAUGCGAUCUAUGAUGAAUUUCUCGGGAAAAUUCGAAAAUAUUUUGAGGAAAUUAUCAUUCGAAUUGACAAAUUCUUGGAAACAAAUGAUGAGCACUUUUUAGAAGAGACACAGAAAUUAAUUGAAGAUAUGAAUCUUAUUCGUUCAAUUCCCGAACUUGAAUCAAUCACCGCUAAUGCAUAUUAUCGUACUGUUGAAAAAAUACGCAGUUAUGUGGAUCAAACCGAAAGAAAUAUCGAGCAAUUACUGAGUAACAUCGAUCACCAAUCAGAAAAUAUGAAUUCUAAACAACUUGUACGAUCAAUAACACGUUUAAAGAAUACACAAUGGGUUAACAGUAUUAGUCCUGGUACAUAUAAUUCAAUAAUGAAACGUCUUACCGAAGAAUUAGUAGAACAUAGUUCACAAUUAGAAGGCUGUUUGAGAAAACUCGAUUUAACUUUAAAAUGCCCGGAAAAUGUCUCGAAAGCAGAAGAAAUCAUCGAGAAAAAUUUGUCUCUAAGCAUUUUAGAACAACAUUUUCCUGAAAUUGAAGUUUAUCGUAGAAAUAUUUGCGAAUAUUUUCUCCAAUGUGUACGAGUAGUUUUUGAUCAUAUUGAAAGAGAUUUGAAUUUCGUCAACAAUAAAGAUUAUCGACAAGAUCAAAACUUCAAGCAAAUCAAAGAAUCACAGAAGCCUUUGGAUCCACUCUCGGCCGAUUUUGAUGAAGACGAAUCGAAAGAAUUAGAAAUUGUCAAAUCGAGGAAACAAGAAGCGACCGAUCAAUUAAGAGAUUUACAUUUACAUCUUGAAACGUAUGAUAAAAUCGUACCGAGUAAAACAAGAACGAAAUUUCUAGGUCUUUUUAAGACAUCAAAUGAGAAAAAAAGUAUUCCAGAACUUGAAUUUUUCAAAUCGAUCGGUUUUGAAAAUAUCGAAAGUUUAAAAGGAAAAAUUACGAAACUUCAAAAUGAACUUCGAAAACUCGAUGAAAAAGAAACUAUUUUACAUAAGUCUCUAACGUCUCUCCGUUCGAGUUUAUCAUCAUCGUUCACUGAACAUGAAAAAAACUUUCCACUGUACAAAUUUAAUGAUCGAUUGCGUUUAUCUCUACUGAAUAAUGCAUUACUGUAUGUGAAAUCUUGUGAACAAAUUCGCUCCGAUUAUGUCAAAGAACUCGUCGUGAGGAUCAAUCAAAUCUUGGUGAAUUAUUUACGUGAAUAUAAUUGUGAACUCGACGAGAAAACCAAAGAAAGUUUUGAGGAAACGAUUCGUAUGAAUGACGUUUAUGAAGAAAAUUAUUCUCGAUAUUCUCAAAGUUUAGAAAUCAAUCUAGAUGAGUUAUCUUCUCUUGAAAAAUUGCCAAAUAUUUUUCAAUAUCUCGAUGGCAAACAGAAAAUUCAACAUUGGCAACAAACAUUUAUCAAUUAUUAUCGCCUGAUCAAGAAUCAACUUGAAGAUUACAAAAUUUCCGAUAAAAAUAAACAAUUAAGACAACAAUUACUUAUCGUACAAACAUUAAGUUGUGUCGAUCGUUUUUGUGGAAGAGAAUUCGAAAGUAAUGGAUACGGAGUUUUAUAUCGACAAUAUCAUGUCGAUUUAGUUAAAGAUUGUAGAGAAUCUUAUAAAGUUGUAUUAGAAUACAUCGAAACAGGGGAUUAUGCAAAUGUUGAUUUACAGUUAUCUCAUAUUGAUGAUAAACUUAUGAAUUCAAAAGAUUUUGAUCAAAUUAAACAUAAUUUACAGUACUCCUUAAGUAAAUUAAUGAAUGAGAUUGAAAUUCUGACGGGUACUUUAGAUGAGAAAAUUGAACGAGAAGGAAAUAAAUUCGAGAAAAUCCAAGAAAUCAAAGCCAAUCUUGAUAAAAUUCGUCACAUUUUAAAGAAACAUGAUAUUAUGAAAUUAAUCGAUAAAGAAAUUGAAAUUCGCUUGAAAAAUUUAGAACAUAAUAAUAAUAAGAUUCUCUCAGCAAUUUUCUUAAUCUAUCUCGAAUCGAUCGAAGCUUAUAUAGAGGCGGAAUGUUUUAUUGAAGCUGAACAAAGUAUGGAAUUAUUCAAUCGAAUACUACGUGACUUAAAUGGCUAUUACAAAUCCGAUGAAAUUUUCCAAAAAUCGAAAGAAUUAAAUGUGCGAUUACAAAACAUUGUUGCCGAAAUCUUAAGUCAAAACGACUUUACAGAAAUUCACAAUUAUUCAAUCAAUCCACCGAAACAUAUUCUUGCUAAAUUAGAAAUUGUCGCUUCAAAAUGUGGCAAAAAAUAUCACAAAGCUUACACUUCGAUGUUAGACAAACUUGCCAAACAUUGGACUUCUGCUAUGAAAAACGCACGUGCUCUAUGUCUAGACGACCGAAUUGCAAAAAUACAUUCAUUCAAAUAUGCAUUACAAUUUCUACCUGACGGUUUACAAAAUUCAUUUCAAUCACAGAUCGAUGACUUGAUUGCAGAGAGUACCAAUGAAGAAAAUCGUUAUAAACAAGAACUACAAACAUGCAUUUCGAAUACAGAUAGAAGUGUACGUAGUAUUCUUAAAAUGCGAGAAUUGAUUGAAAAAUUGUGUAAACAAAAAUUGAAUGAACUCCUCAAUCAACUAUGUGAACAUUGUCUAAGUCAUGUUCAUAUGGAUCGAAUCGAUGUCGAAAAUUAUCUAGAAAAACAAGAUAUUCGACGUGCUUGCGAAUCGAUUGAGAAGAUUUAUGAAUACAAAGAACAUCUCGGUGUUUAUAUUCUUGAAAUCGAAGGCAUCUCUCUCAAAGUUCGACACUUGUUAAUCCGUACGUUUUUAAAUUCUUGUGAAAUUCUAGCGAAUGUUGAUUCCAUUGAACAAACCGAAAAAGUUGCAAAAGCAUUUUCUGAUAUUCUCCUGUAUCUUGAUUUCUCGACAUUCAAUCUUAAAAUCGAAGUCUUAUUUGCAGAAGAGACUUUAAUUACUGCUCGAGAAGAUUUUGAGAAAAUGUUGGAAUAUUUUCAUAGAAAUUCGAAAACAUUUUCGAUCGCACUUCAUGAUCUGAAUAUGAAUGACUUGCAUAAAGCGAUGUUUAUUGCGAAGAAGUGGGAUUUAGUUUUAAUGCAAAUUGUCACUUGCCGAUCGAAACAUCACUUAAUCGAGAAUUUCUCGAAAAACAUGAAAACAAGUCUUUCGUAUACAAAUAUGAUUUGCGAAUUGGAAAAAUUAGUUCAAAAUUUCAUUUUUCAAGUCAAUGUUGAAUUCAUUAACGAUGAUACAAAGAAAUUUGAAGUCAAACGUGAUGAAUUAUUUAACCAUAUGAAAAAAGCCUUGAAUACAUUAAAAUUAAUCGAUUCGAAAUUUCGAGAUAUGGUACCAUUGACAUUUGACAUUGAAAGAUUAGAAGAAAGUCUGCAGAUAAAAGUCAACAUGUUGAUUACUCAACUUUUAAACACAACAUCGAAAGAUGAACUUUCGACAAAACAUUCCAAUGACUUUCGAAUCUACUACACUCAUCUUGUCUCACUUGAUAAACACUUCAAUAUUUGCGAAAAUCGUAUUCGACAUGCGUUAGACUCUGUUGAGGAGAAAAUUUUCGAACAAGUUUGUUCGCUCCGAAAACAGAUAACAUCAAGGGAUGUUUCGAUUGAAGAAAUUUCGAAAAUCUUAAUCGAAAUGAAAUUGUAUGCAGAAAAUCUACCGAUGUUUAAUAUGAAAAUCAAUGCUGAAAUCGAUGAAGCUUUGAAAAUCUAUAAAGAUAAGCAAGGAAUGUUAGGUAUCGUGAAAAUGGUUGUAGAAUUGGAAAAAUCUGAUACAGGAACGAGAUUGAUGAGUGAACAUUCUUGUUUAACGGGAGAAGAUUGGAAAAGACGACGUGACAAAAUGCAAAAUCAAGAUGACAUUGAAUAUAUUUUAAAUCGAUUAACUGGAGAUGAAAUUUCCGUAGAUGUUUUACGUUCGCGUUAUAAAACUUUUAGAAAAAUCUAUGAUGAAUUAAUAUCUACUAAUUUAAAAAUAUUAGAUUCAGGUUCAAGUAAGGAUAUCGAUAUAUCAAAGUUAGUUACACAAAUUAAAUAUAUUAUUGGAACAGUAACUCAUACACCGAAGUCGAUUACAUGGGAUCGAGCUUUGGCACAAGAAAUACCCGAACUUUUAGCAUAUAUUUUCGCGAUUUGGACUUUACAAAAUACUGAGCAUUAUAAUGCAAUGCGCGGCAUUGAAUUAUCACAAUCUUAUUUAUUGAUUCCACACGUCGGACAAGUGAUUGCUAUUUUUCGUCUUCUAGGAAUCGGAUAUGACACACGUGGAACAAGUUUCAGUUUAGAUUUCGCAUCAAAGGGGAAAACUGCGAAUGAUUUGGUUAAUAAUCUAGUCGAAAUAGGAACAGGCGAAGGGAAAUCUGUUGUUUUAGCCAUAACUUCAUGUAUUUUUGCUUUGAUUGGAAUCGAUGUGAAUUGUUCAUGUUAUAGUGAAGUUUUAAGUAAUCGAGAUAAGAAUGAUUUUCGAUUGGUAUUUCGAGCACUUGGAAUAGAAGAUCGCAUUCAAUAUGGCACAUUUAAUAAAUUAUGUGAACAAUUUUUAAAUGAACAAUGUAAUAUACGAGAAAAAGUUCAUGAUUUGAUUGUAAAAAAUCAAAAUGUAUUGGCAAAAGUUGAUACAAGAGAACGUCUACGUCCGAAAGUAUUGCUAAUUGAUGAAGUUGAUGUAUUUCUAAGUGAUCGUUUUUACGGCGGAAUGUAUACACCUUCAAUAGUUUUAAAAGAUCCGUCAAUAAAGGGCUUAUUAGAUUCAAUUUGGAAACAUAAGGAUGAAUUAAGAACAUUGAAUAGUGUAAAAGCUCUAACACCGUAUAGAAAUUGUGCUACUCGAUAUAGUAAUUGGAUUUUUCUUUUCGAUGAAGCAAUCAAAGAUAUGUUAGUUGCUUUACAAUCAUAUCAAUUUUCAACGUAUAUCGUACGAGAUGAUAAGAUUAGUUAUGUUGAAGGUGAAUCAGUUGUCGAUAAUGUCAUUCGCGGUUAUGAUACAGUCUGGGCAUAUUAUCAUGAAAAUGAAAAAGGAAAAAUUAGUCAUAGCAGUCUGAAAAUGAACGUAGGGAUUAUUGUUAAUUGUGGGACAUUUUCUUAUGCUGAAAUGCCUCACGAUUUUGCUUAUAUUGCAGGUGUUACAGGUACUUUGAAAACACUUGCUAAAUCAGAAAAACGUGUAUUAGAAAAUGUAUAUCAUAUACACAAAAAUACGUAUACGCCGUCAGUUUUUGGAAAGAAUAAUCGUGUUUAUGAAUCGACGAGUGAUGUACAUGUAGUGGAAGAAUCCGAGUAUUUUAAGAGAAUCCGUCUAGAAAUUGAUACCAUUUGUGGAGCUGAUCGUGCCAUUCUCGUAUUUUUUGAAUCGGAAGACAAAUUAAUGGCAUUUUGGAAUUCUCCGGAGUUAUCUUCAAUAAAAAGAGAUGUAGAAACUAUAACGGAAAAGAGUUCUGUUCGAGAAAGAGACUUCGGUAUCAGAAAAGCAUCAACUGUUGGCAAAGUGACUUUAUUUACACGAACAUUUGGACGAGGAACAGAUUUUAUAUGUCAUGAUCCGAAACUUUUAACCAAUGGAGGUAUUCAUGUACUUCAAACAUUUUUCUCCCGAGAAUUAUCCGAAGAAUAUCAAAUCAUUGGAAGAGGUGCGCGACAUGGUGAUCGAGGUUCAUAUCGAAUGAUUUUAUUAGAUAAAGAUUUAGAAUGGGUUCUUGGUUCGACUUGGAAGACAGAACUUUCGAAAAUUUCCAACUUGAAACUUUAUGAGACUAUUAAUAAUGCUCGGCAUUUAAUUUAUGAAAGUGCAUGUAGUGCAAAGGAUUUCGGUCUAGAUCAAUGCAAAUGUGAUCAUCAAGCUUCAAAAGAUUUCAUGAAUGCACUAUGUAAAGGAAGUAUUAAAUCGAUCAAAACAUUCUUAACUGAACAUAAUAAAGGCGCAAACAUUGCUAGAGAGUUAUCACGAACAGUUGUACUCAUGGAUGCCACAGGUUCGAUGUCUGGCUUAUUGUCGGCUGCUAAAGAAACGGUUUGCACAAUGUUUGAACGGGCUUCAACGAUUUUAAAAGAGAAAGACUUACCUACUGAUGUAUUUCAAAUGCAAUUUGUAGUUUAUAGAGAUUAUGAUUGUAGAGAAGACGGAAUUCUUCAGAGUUCGUCUUGGGAAACGAAGCCUCAAAAUUUGAGAAAUUUUAUGGCAGGAAUUACCGCGAAGGGUGGAGGUGACUUUGAAGAAGCGAUCGAAAUUGGAUUAUGGCAUGCUGUUCAAGAAGGCGAUACUAUAGAGUCAAUUGCGCAAGUUAUUCUGAUAGGUGAUGCCCCUGCAAAAGAGAGAGAAGCAAUUGAAAGAGAUCGAGAUGAGAGUGGCGGAGAAUAUUAUUGGAUGAACACAAAAUUCAAAGAGCCAACUCAUUUUAGUAUCGAGUUAGACAAGUUAAAAGAGAAAAAUAUUCCAGUUCAUGCUUUUUAUCUUGUCGAUGCCGCACGAGAAAAUUUUGAAAGAAUUGCACGAGAGAGUAAAGGGCGCUGUCAACAGCUAAAUAUCCAUUCUCCGAAGGGCGCUGAGUUACUGACGGAUUUUGUAACAGAAGAAGUUCUUAGAAAAGCAGCUGGAAGUCAAGGAGAUGCUGCAGUUGAAUUGUAUCGAAAGAAAUAUGUGAAAAAAACGUUUUUAUCUUAA